Messenger RNA from Glycine soja, 894 nucleotides. RefSeq lists its product as uncharacterized. The transcript is spliced from 6 exons. The coding region runs from base 304 to 627 and encodes 107 amino acids. Lineage: Eukaryota; Viridiplantae; Streptophyta; Magnoliopsida; Fabales; Fabaceae. The record is from RefSeq and is a predicted model, not a curated record.
UUUUGUUUUGUCCAAUUAAAAAGCGGUACAUUAUCGGGAAAUAAUGGUUGUUUUGUUUGGGUGGAAAAGAAGAGAGAGAGAGAGAGAGUCGAAAACGGCACUCCCUCAUCGGAAGGGAGACGAACACAGCCAGCAUAUCUCACUACACUGCAUGCAUAUGGGAGCAGUGGUUGUCUUGGACCCUUUAAAAAGCCCCCACUAAUUGCUACUGCAGAUGUUCCGCCAAAAGGACUGAGGAAACAAGGUAAGGCAGCAAAGAAACCUAGCACAUCAGAGGAUUUCUGGAUCACCAGCACGCAUGAUAUGGACAACAGUGCUGUUCAGUCACAGGGAAGCAUCUCAUCAGCCAGUAUAACAAACCAAGCUGCAGAUCCUCAUGGAGGUUCAUGCAACCCCACUGAGUUUGUGAAUCAUGGUCUUAUUCUUUGGAAUCAGACACGGCAAGCUUGGAUAGGAAAUAAAAGGUCUAAGAACCAAACUGAACAGUUGCGAGAACCCAAAUUGAGUUGGAAUGCAACAUAUGAAAGUUUACUAGGGAGCAACAAGCCAUUCCCUCAGCACAUUUCACUUGCGGAAAUGGUAGAGUUUCUUGUGGACAUCUGGGAACAAGAGGGUCUGUAUGACUAACCAACCUAUAGAAGACUGAAGGAGUGUCAAUUGGUUUGAUCAACAGGAUAAUUAUAGUUCUUUCUUCUGAAGGUAGAGGAAAAUUGGGCAUACUGCAGUUUGUAACUUUGUAUAUCUGUUGUAACGUUAUCUUUCAGUUGAGAAUGACGAGGAAUUUUUAUUAUGAUUUCUCCACAGGCCUGGACAUAGUUGUAUUAUUAUUCUCCUUUGCAUAUUAAUAUUGAAACCUGGAAAUAUUCCCGUCUCUUGGGUUGAAUUUUAUUUGAA